AUGGUCUCAACUACUACUACCAAUCAUCUGCUCAAAGGCAGUGGCUCAUUCUUGUUGUCUUCUCACCGCCACCACAUCCUCGGCCGCCGCCCUUUACUCCUUCCCACCACCGCCAGAAUUAUCAAUAAUCGUAUCCGCAGUACAAUCAUUACACCAGUGGCCGCUCCCCCACUUCCCAUUUCACUUCAUAGGGAUUUUUAUGACCGAACAAAAACAAGUUUACAGAAAGGAACGCUGUGCUACAGCACAGCUUCGAAUGCAUCGGAUACAAUAGUAGCAUCGGAUGAAGGAAAUGCUAAGAACGAAGAGGAUAAUGGAGAAUUGACGGUGGAGAAGAUAAGAGAGGCGGCUAGCACGCUGGACAUUAGGGUGGGAAGAAUCCUAAAGGCGUGGAGGCACGAGGAGGCUGAUUCCCUCUACGUGGAGGAGGUGGACGUAGGCGAACCCGAGCCCAGAAUCAUUUGUAGCGGCCUUGUUAAAUAUGUCCCACUUCACCUUCUACAGGACCGGAAUGUUGUUGUUCUGGCUAAUCUGAAGCCUAGAAACAUGCGGGGUGUGAAGUCAAAUGGAAUGCUGAUGGCUGCUUCUGAUGCAUCACACGAGAGUGUUGAGCUUCUUGUGCCACCCGAGGGUGCAAUCCCUGGUGAAAGAGUUUGGUUUGGUUCUCCAGAAGAAAAAGAGAACCUACCUGAAGCUGCAUCACCAAACCAGGUUCAGAAGAAAAAGAUAUGGGAACAAGUCCAACCUCACCUCAAGACAGACGACUCUUGUGUUGCUGCGCUCAGAAUGCAUUACAUGCGAACAUCAGCAGGUUUAAUAGUCUCCCAAUCUCUCAAGAAUGCAAGGAUAUCAUAA
Molecule: messenger RNA, 855 nt
Organism: Fraxinus pennsylvanica
Lineage: Eukaryota; Viridiplantae; Streptophyta; Magnoliopsida; Lamiales; Oleaceae
Source: the annotation of a GenBank genome assembly